Molecule: messenger RNA, 471 nt
Organism: Batrachochytrium dendrobatidis JAM81
Lineage: Eukaryota; Fungi; Chytridiomycota; Chytridiomycetes; Rhizophydiales
Exons: 1
Cellular component (GO): endomembrane system
Source: RefSeq, a predicted model, not a curated record
CGGAUACUUCCGUUUCUAGCAUGUUUGUCUUGGGUUUAUGCCUGGGAGACUGAAGACCAUGAAAUAUUUGAUUUGCAGGAUGCUCUUGUUGGUAUUGAGCCCAAAGGCGACUUUUACUCGAUUCUAGAAAUCCCUCGUUCUGCUGAACUUGCCGAGAUCAACAGAGCCUACAGGAAAAAGUCGCUUGCCUUUCAUCCUGACAAGACCAAGGAUCCUAAACUGCGUAAACUGCACACCAUACUGACUUCCAUCAGCACUAUUCUUAAAGACUCGGAUCUACGUAUACGCUACGAUGAACAUCUUGCUCGUGGCUUCCCAACCUGGCGUGGCACUGGCUACUACUAUUCUCGCUACAAGCCUGGUAUCUUUGUCGCCAUCUUUGCCAUUCUGUUCUUUAUCUCUGUUGCUCAGUACAUUAUUGCCUGGAUAUUUUACUAUCGAGAAAAAAAGGAAAUCAACGACUAUAUGAAU